This is a messenger RNA of Amorphotheca resinae ATCC 22711, 441 nucleotides long. RefSeq lists its product as hypothetical. The record is from RefSeq and is a predicted model, not a curated record. The transcript has 3 exons. NCBI's taxonomy places the organism in Eukaryota, Fungi, Ascomycota, Leotiomycetes, Helotiales, Amorphothecaceae. Bases 52 to 441 code for a protein of 129 amino acids. Gene Ontology annotation, molecular function: deaminase activity. Gene Ontology annotation, cellular component: cytosol; mitochondrion.
UCACAACACUUUUUCCACUCAAUCAGGAAAACAUUCUCCAAAAACGCUACAAUGGCAGAAGAAUUCAAGCCUGUUUUCACUAAGGAUGCUGCUCCUCCCGCAGGUCCAUACUCCCAAGCCAUCGCCACCCCCCACGGCAUCUACGUCUCCGGCCAAAUCCCCUGCAAGCCCAACGGCGAGAUCCUGACCGCGCCCAGCUCCAGCAUCGCUGAGAUGACCGAGCUCUGCAUCCAGAACGUGAGCGCCGUGUUGAAGGCUGCCGGCUCGGACCUCACCCGUGUUAUGAAGGUCGGCGUCUUCCUGACGGAUAUGAGCCAUUUCGCGGAGAUGAAUGGCGUGUAUGAGAAGUACUUUACGGGGAAGCCGGCGAGAAGCUGUGUGGCUGUGCACCAGUUGCCUAAGGGCGUGCUGGUCGAGAUUGAGUGUGUUGCUUUGCCGUAA